AUGGGCAAAAUAGCAACAAUCGAGUACUUCAGAGUACCCCCACGAUGGCUCUUCGUCAAAAUCACAGACGUCAAUGGAAACUUCGGCUGGGGCGAAGCCUCCCUCGAAGGUCACACACAAGCCGUCGAAGGCUGUCUAGACGCCUGGGCCGAACGCUACACCGGAUUCGAAGCAGAUGACAUCGAGCACAUAUGGCAAAUGUCCUGGCGCACGUCUUUCUACCGCGGCGGCCCCGUCUUCAUGAGCGCACUAGCAGGCAUCGACAUCGCACUCUGGGACCUCAAGGCGCGGAAGUUAGAUGUACCUGUGUACCAGCUUCUGGGCGGGAAGGUGAGGGAUAAGUUGAAGGUGUAUGGCGAAGCCCGCAAAUCCCAAGGCUUCACCGCCGUCAAAAUGAACGCCACAGAGGACAUCGGCUGGCUGGAUUCCCCCUCAUCUCUGCAAUCCGCCGUCUCGCGCCUGCAAACUGUCAAGGAAUUAGGUAUGGAUGCUGGUAUGGAUUUCCACGGGCGUGUUCAUAAGCCCAUGGCGAAACAACUUGCCCGCCUGCUUGAACCCCACCAGCCUAUGUUCAUAGAAGAACCGCUCCUUUCUGAACAUGUCGGCGGCAUCAAGGAGCUCUCGGCGCAAACUAGCAUUCCCAUUGCGCUUGGCGAGCGCCUCCAUUCGCGCUGGGAUGUGCGGCCUUUCCUCGAAGCCGGGUGCGUGGACAUCUUGCAACCUGAUAUAUCCCACGUCGGCGGAAUCAGCGAAAUGCGACGGAUAGCAAGCAUGGCAGAAACAUACGACGUCGCCAUCGCACCACACUGCCCCCUGGGCCCAAUCGCACUAGCCGCAUGUUGUCAAGUCGACGCAACGCUGAGUAAUUUUGCGAUCCAGGAAAUGAGUCUCGGCAUCCAUUAUAACGCCGGCACCCAGGAUCUGACGAGUUAUACCAAGAACCCCGAGGUGUGGGAUGUUACGGAUGGGUACAUUCGGAUUCUGGAGGGCCCGGGGCUAGGCAUUGAGGUCGAUGAGGAGUGGGUGAGGAGGGAGAGUAGGGAUGCGAGGGCGUGGAUUAGUCCCGGCUUCAUUGGGCCGGGUGGAGAGGUUAGGGAGUGCCCAAUCCCCGCCGUGACAAGACUGUCAAACUGGCCCCAACUCGUCAAGUCCGCCAUGAUACUACUAUUCGGCAAAAAGCUCGAAUUGAACACCGCACUAUCCGGCGUCGGCAUACUUCCGCCACUGUUGAAAUACUGCGCUGUCGAAUUCGGCGUCGUAGUCGCUUCAUUCUCCGCCUGCAAUGCCGCGGGAUCCGUCGAGAACGGGCUCGGCGCACUCGUCGGCCUUGCAGCUUCCAGCCUCAAUUCCUCGAGAACAAGACAGUAG
Parastagonospora nodorum SN15 is the source of this 1368-nucleotide messenger RNA. RefSeq lists its product as hypothetical. The record is from RefSeq and is a predicted model, not a curated record. Bases 1 to 1368 code for a protein of 455 amino acids. NCBI's taxonomy places the organism in Eukaryota, Fungi, Ascomycota, Dothideomycetes, Pleosporales, Phaeosphaeriaceae. The transcript has 4 exons. Gene Ontology annotation, biological process: amino acid catabolic process.